AAGCAAUUUUCUCUCUCGGAGACAUUAAGGGAAAAGGAAAGUUUUGUACAGAGGUGGCGUGCGGUGGUUGAUGGCCAGAACCAAUAACAACAAGUAUACUUCCAUUAACUUCAAUCAUAUCUUAGAGAAGAACGUCACCACCGCUUCAACCGCCAACCCCGGCAAAGCCAACUAUCCUCAGAACCCACAACAACACCCGUCCUCUUUUUCUUCUUCGUAUUCUUCCAUCUCGUCGCCAUCCAACGCCAAGACCCAUGGUCGGAUGCUCGUUCUGAUUCGACCCACGACCAAGCCACUCACUGUAACCCCGCCUCUGUCCCCAUCUGCAGAGGCACAACGGCAUCAACAAACCGAGCAAGUGCAACACCGGUUAUUUCCAGAUCAAGCACCGAAAGGUUUGGCUUCGGAUCAGAUUUCUUUGCGUCCUCUUAGUCGAACUGGUUCAGGUUUGUGCGCCGCAUCUGAGGCCGGGAUUUGGGGAGAGAGGAGAGGCCUGGACCUGAGGUGCCUCGAGGCAGGUAAUCAAUCCAGAGGCAUUUUGGGUCGCCUAGUCAAAAUGGGGAAAAUGGGCGGCCAAAGUCCAGUGAGCAUGAGAGAAGAGAGAAAGGUUACGAGGCACAUCUGGGAUUAAUGAUGGGUCGACCUAGAUCCAGUGGCAGUCGCCCCAGUUCUAGUGGAUGGUAUGCACUUUUUCUUCCUUUACUUUAUUAUCAUUGUUACUUCUUACCGAAUCCAGUUUGUUUUUGUUAUUCUGAUGUCCAUUUCUGAAUUGUCGGGUCCAUUUAGUUGCUCCAUUUUUACAGAUUAGUUCUUUUGGUUGGAUAAUGUAAUUGCAACAAACUAGGUAGCUCCUU
Messenger RNA from Rubroshorea leprosula, 854 nucleotides. The record is from the annotation of a GenBank genome assembly. Lineage: Eukaryota; Viridiplantae; Streptophyta; Magnoliopsida; Malvales; Dipterocarpaceae.